Metopolophium dirhodum (rose-grain aphid) is the source of this 1038-nucleotide messenger RNA. RefSeq names its product myb-like protein I. The coding region runs from base 1 to 1038 and encodes 345 amino acids. The record is from RefSeq and is a predicted model, not a curated record. NCBI's taxonomy places the organism in Eukaryota, Metazoa, Arthropoda, Insecta, Hemiptera, Aphididae. The transcript has 4 exons. Gene Ontology annotation, molecular function: zinc ion binding; nucleic acid binding.
AUGAAGAAUAAAUAUAUGUCAGAAUCCGAUAGUUCAGAUAUUGACACUAGUUCUGCGGACAGUUCAAUAAAAUGUGAAAAAUAUAAACCUAGGAAAGAAUUAAAAGAGGCAAUUUUAAAAGACGCUGUAAAGAAAGAAUUUUUAGAACAAACUAGGAAACACAUAGUUAAAACUGAAAAAACUAGUAAAGAAAAGUUAUUAGAGUCAGUGGUUAAGAAAAAAAUGAGUAAAAUGGAUUUAGAUAAAGCAAUUGCUAUGAUACCUAUUUGCACGGGCAAAAAGGACGUAGCCGAAUUUAUAAAUAUUUGUGAAAUCGCAAUUAAAGAAACAACGGAAGCAGAUACACCGAUAUUAUUAAAAAUAAUUACUUCUAAGUUAACAGGAAAUGCGUUGGAAAGACAAAUUGGUAAUGGAAAACAGGCAGACGUUAAUAACGAGGAAAAACGACAAAAUGGUGGUAAUACAAAUAACGCAGUUAAUCGCGGAGGAAACAGUAAUUCAAAUCAAAGCAAUAGAAAUAAUAAUUUCAACGGGUAUAACAACAGAUAUGUCAAUCACAACAACCGCAAUAAUUAUGGGAAUAAUAAUCAGAGCGGAUAUGGCUCACACAUGGUUAAUCGCGGCGGUCAUCGAGGCGGAAACGGCUAUGGACGGAAUUUCAAUGGCAAUAAUGUACAACAAAAUAAUAUUAACCGAGGCACCGGAUGCUACACUUGUGGUAGAUCUAAUCACAUAGCACGAGAUUGCUGGAGCAAUCGACCUAAUGUGCAACAAAAUACGUAUAACAAUAAUCGUGUAAACGGCACGCGCCAUGCGAACAACGGCAAUAAUGUUCGUAGGGACAAUAACAAUACUCAGGGCGUACUUUGCAGUUAUUGCAAUAAGAUAGGUCAUGAAAUUUCAAACUGUUAUACAAAACAGAAAAACGAAAGAAGCACGUCGGGAAACGCCAACGGACCAUCACCAGUGGGAGUCAGAUUGGUCCAAGAAAUAGUUCAAGACCCACACACAGGAUUUUCCACAUCACAGCAAAAUUAA